Messenger RNA from Biomphalaria glabrata, 3548 nucleotides. RefSeq names its product 39S ribosomal protein L42, mitochondrial-like. The transcript has 6 exons. Gene Ontology annotation, cellular component: mitochondrial large ribosomal subunit. The coding region runs from base 103 to 528 and encodes 141 amino acids. NCBI's taxonomy places the organism in Eukaryota, Metazoa, Mollusca, Gastropoda, Planorbidae. The record is from RefSeq and is a predicted model, not a curated record.
GAUGGGCCUUUCCUAUAUAUAUAUAUAUAUAUAUAUAUAUAAUGUUCUAGAUCUAAAAAUUCUUGUUUUUUAAUUCACCAAUCUGUCUUUUUAAAAAAGAAAAUGGCUGCGCCCUUGAUACGAACCCAUUACAAACAGAUCAUAUCCUUUAUUAAAGCAGGUCUGCAUUAUCCCUGUGGCUCACCAAAAUAUCUGCAUCUCUCAUCAUGUCUUCAAAAAAUAAGAUCACCUGAUGUUUGCUUGUCCCCAGAUAACUCUAUUAUAAUGUGUUGGCACCCAGAAUCUGAACAUCCUUAUGAACACACAUUACCUCUUAUUCGGGAUAAAACAGAAGUUGAGAAUACUGACUCAGUACUAAAGGUCCAGCAUCUGAUAGAUGAGAAAUUAAAAAACAGACCAGAUGGGCCAACAGUCAAUGAACUCUCUGAGUUGUUCUGUACAACGAAACAUCAAUUUUAUAGACGAAAGCGCCAUGAAAAAAAGACAGAGAUGAUAAAAUACAACCCAAAAGAUAGAGAAGGUUUUUAAUAAAAAAAAAUACUAAAUAAAAAUUGCAUUUCUUACUUUUUUUUUAAUACAUUGGGGAAGGGAGACAAUAAGUUAAUGUAUAUCAAUGUUAUAUUUAUAUUAAGGGAAAAACACAUUUUAACCUACUGGCCUGCUUUCAGCAUAUUAGGUCAUUUCUUCAUAAUCUUAAGGUACACUAUUCAACAUAUGUUUACAGUAUACUAGGUUAUUUAUCUGUGAUAUUAUGGUACACUGUCUCAAGAAAAAAACUAAUUUCAACAAUAUGUUUUCAACAUACUAGGUCAUUUAUCCGUACUAUUAUAAGAACACUAUCCUAAGAAAAUAUCAAAAUGUUAACUUUUGCUUUUAGUGUGCUAGGUCAUUUCUCCAUAAUCUUAAGUAAAACUAUCUAAAGAGAAAGUGUUUAACAUAUGUGCUCUAUAGACUAUGUCAUUUCUCCUGUAUUUACUUGUCUUAGAAAUUAUAGACGUUUCUUGAAAAGAGAAGAUAGUGACAUCUGACAUGCAUUCAUGUAGUGCAUGUUAGAGACUUAAACUCUGCUAAGUUAUUGGUUUUCCUGUCUAAUGGCACCAGAGAAGAAGAAGCACUUCUAUGUAUUUAUCCUAGCAAAAGGAAUAAGAAAUCUGACCAAAUAAAAAUAGAUUUAAGUCCUAAAUAGAUGAUUUGCAAAAAUAAAGGACAUCUGAUUUUUGGUUCAAUUUGUGAUUUUCCAUUUUACUUCUUAAUGAAGGCUUCAAACUUUAUUUGAAAUCUGUAUUAUACUUUUGUAGACCAAGAACUAUUAUUUCCCCCCUCUCCUCAAAUAAAUUUUGUUUCUUCCUUAACAUUUAAUAAACUGACCAAAUAAAAAUAGAUUUAAGUCCUAAAUAGAUGAUUUGCAAAAAUAAAGGACAUCUGAUUUUUGGUUCAAUUUGUGAUUUUCCAUUUUACUUCUUAAUGAAGGCUUCAAACUUUAUUUGAAAUCUGUAUUAUACUUUUGUAGACCAAGAACUAUUAUUUCCCCCCUCUCCUCAAAUAAAUUUUGUUUCUUCCUUAACAUUUAAUAAUAUAUUGAAAAUGUUGACCACUUAUUGAGAAAUUUAAAAGGAUUUGAUAUUGAAACAAAUGUUCUUAUUCAAAUAUUGACUUACAUAUUUUAGUUUUAUAUAAAAAAUACUGUUAUGGUAUUAACCUAAAUGAAUAUUUUUGUUUCAAGUAGUUAAAAGAGUAGCUAGCAUGCAGAAAAUUAGUCAUGAUUCUUUCAUUAGAUUUCUAGCUUUCAUGUAAAAAAAAAAGUUACCCCAGCCCCUCCCCCAAAUUUUUACUAAGGGUCAUGACUGCUUCUGUAACAAUUACAGUAAUGCACUGUUCAUAAAUUCAAACACAAAAAAACAAACAAAAAGCGGCAUCACUUGAAACAUUUUUAUUUUUUUGUACUUCUCAUCAAUUUGGAAUACAGGAGCAUUUAAAUUAGCUUUUUUUUUUUAAUUUAAAUUUUUCUGCAGUAGACAAUACCAGUCUAGCAUCUUAUGACACUUAAAACAUGAAAGUAAGCAUCCAAUCAUAGAAUGACUCAUUAAAACAAAAUAUGUACACAACAAACAAUGUCUUCUAUUUUAGUGUGUUAUAACAGUGGGACUAAUGUUGCUUAACUCUUGUCUUGCUGUCAAGCAGCACUAGAGUGAACAAAUCAAAUAGCUGCUAAAUAUUGAGCCAAUAGAAUAGCUAUUUACACAGAAUAAAGGAUUUAAUUUCAAUAACUAAGAUGACUUCUCUCAUCAUAUUCUUGAUUGAAAAAUCAAUGUACAAAGGCCACCCUACAACUCCAUUUAAAUAUAGUUCAGCUUUGAAAACAAGAAAAAGAACAUUACAUUCCAACCAUUGCAAAAUGAAACUCACUUGUACCAAACAGCUGGGUUCAUUAGUGCCAAUAGGAUUCAAGAGUAGGUUGGACUAAUGAUUUACAUGCUGUAAAGACACUACUUUAAACCACUUUGUAUGUACAAACUCUAUUCAGUAGACAAAUGUACAUAACAUCACACAGUAAAAUGUUUGCCACAAGAAUUCAUUUAAAACUUUUAAAAAUUAUUUUCAAACAUUGUAUAUACACUUUCUAUUAAUCAUACAUUCCAUAUUACUUAAAUAUAUAUUAUACAUACACCUAAUGACUUAUGCUAGGCAUUACCAAAAUAAAAAUAAGUAAGAAAAAGAACUCUAACCCAAGCACUAAGAUCAAAAUAGACUAACAUGUCUUGUGAAAGUUUUUAAUUAACUUCUUUUGUAACAAAAAAUAUCUUCUACCAUUGAGAAUGUAAAUUAUAUAGAGAAAAAAAAAGAGGGAUACAUUUUAUUUUCUAUUGAUGUUGACAGCUUUGUGUAGCAAUAAAAUUGUUAAGAAUCAAUUUCAAGAUUGAUUCAUAAAAAAAAAUUUGAAGAAUGUUUUUCCAAAACUUGAUUUUUUUUGUAAAGUUUUAGAUUACUUUUUUUUUUUAAAUGGAAAACCAUUCAUCUUAUUUCAGAUGAAAUUACUACACCAUCUAACAGCAAUCAUUUUGGUCCAUUUGAAUGAAAUUAACAAGUACUCAUAUAUAAAAUUUAAAAACUUUUUAAACUAAUGCAACUUGUACUAGAUUCAAUGAUACAAGAUUAUGAAGAUGUUCUUAUCAUCCAUGAAAGAAAAAGUUUUUGAGAAAGUGUUUUAAAAUCCUGUUCAUUAACUUUUAAUAGACAACAGGCACUUUAUAGACAUAUAUAUAUAUGUAUACAUUAAAAUAUAAAAAAAAUUAUAUAUCAAUAUUUUUGUUGAAACAAUUCACUUUUUACUAAAGUGGUAAUUAGAAUGUUGUUGGUCUACAGUGAUAAGAAGUCAGAUAUUAGAACAGUAGAUCAUGACUUCUACUCAUGACUGUUGAAACAUUUCACUUUGAUGAAAGUAGUAAUAAAAAUGUUGUUAGUCUACAGUAAUAAGAAGUCAAAUAUUAAAAUAGUAGAUCAUGAUAGCUAAUGGUUCUCUUUGUGAUUUCUCAUUGUCCUUUUUUGUC